Messenger RNA from Phasianus colchicus (ring-necked pheasant), 5354 nucleotides. Lineage: Eukaryota; Metazoa; Chordata; Aves; Galliformes; Phasianidae. The record is from RefSeq and is a predicted model, not a curated record.
GGAUACCGAUGGCCUUCUGGGCUGCAAGAGCACACUGCUGGCUCAUGUUCAGUUUUUCAUCUAGCAGGAUCCCUAAGGCCUUCCCCAUAUCUGCUGCAGCCAGUUCUCCUUUCUCAUUUAGCAGAGGAGGUAUGCUCUCUUUGGCUUGUCUCUUCUGACCAGCGUGCCCUUAGAACCCCUUCUUGUUUUGACAUCCCAAGUUCAGUUCCAUCUGUAAAGACGUGCUAAAGCACAUCAAGCCCAGAUUUUUUCCACACAUGAAGAGGAUUAUUUUAGGAGAAACACAGGUGCACACACCCACUUCAUUGGGAAAAAAAAAUAAAAAAUAGGCCAUGGUAUUUGACAUUUUAAAUAAUAGAAAUAAAGCUCGGGGAAGCAAUUGCUGAACCAUAGAUCGGGCUGAGCCUGACAGCUGCGUGUAUCGGAUGGUACUGGCUGUUCUCCUUCAGUGCUCACCGAGUCCAAAAUCACCUCUAGAGAUACUUCUGAUAUCUAAAAGUGGAACAGGUAAAAUUGCAGCCUGCUUGAGAACUGCCCAGCACAGGAGCCAGGGCUUUGCUCCCCAGCUGGCCGGGUUAGCACAGGACGGGCUGCCCACAUGGUGCUUCAACUCAGAGCUUUUGUCUGGCCAAAGGAUGGGCACAGCAGUGAUGGGACCCGGGCUUGGCCAGCCACGUCUGGGGCUGCAGGUGGGUCUUCAGAUAACCUUGGGUGUCCGCUAGGCAUUUGGGGUCAGUGUGUUUUCCUUGGGUGUGGAGAGAGAGAACUUCAUUUUGGGAGUCACGGCGUUUGCCCUUUACAAGCGCUUUUCACUGAUUGCAUUUGAAGCAGUGGUCGUUACUGAGUGAGGAAUGAUGGAAUCGUUAUUCCAUCUCAUUUGGGUGAAAAAAUCACGCUGUAAGCUUAUCAUGAAUGCUGCCAAAUGCCAUUUCAAGUGCUGUGAAAAGAGUGUUAUGUUUCCUUAUCUGAGGGCUGCUGUGAACUCCUGGAGUCAUUAAUGCAAGAAAAACAGAUCAUAGAAAAUGACACAGGAAGCACAGCAGGAGGAAUGACUGCUUAGCUAGAAACUGCACACACCUCACAUACGUAAUGCUUUGCAGUCUAUCAGAAGAUCCUAUCCCUGUCAGAUAGCAGUAAGACAUUCCCGGGGGUGGAGUGAAGUGAAUUUAUCUCAGGAACGAGCAGGUUCUGCUUUGCUAAGCUGGCUGCUGUGCUCAGUUCGGGAAUUUUCCACUCACCUCUGUUAUCCACCAGCACAGAAAUCCCAAUUAGGGCUACUUACCUGAUUAGGUAACGGCUGUCUGCAACUUACCUGUCCUUCUGUGGGCUCUCCUCUGCCGUCCUGACUGCUCGCUUGAAAAAUUGCUGCUUUGGAGGUAUGCCUUAAAAACGUGUCGUGGAAGGGACUGUGCUCCUGUUCCUAGCAGAAGGCAGCUGCGAGGCAGCCCUGGUGUUACUCAGAGAAGGGCUGUCUGGUGAUGCUGCAUGGGGCUGUUAUUGUCUUUUAAUGUCUGGUUCAUUAGCGCAGCACUCACGUUUGCAGGGGGAUGAUGCUCUGAGAUGCUGUCAGAAAGGGGUGGUGUGGCCCGAGGAGGUGGUCGUGGCUGGCUCUGUGCUUGCUGCCUUUUUUUUUCCAUCAGCAUUUGCUUCCAUCAGUGCAGGCUUAGGCUAACUGGAUUGAAGUGCUUAUUAUAAUUUUGUGCUGUGACUCAGAUUAUAGCACAGACUGUUAACGUGGAUGCAAGCCGCAGGCUGACAGAGAUUGGUAGGCAGCUCAGCUAUGCUGGAAAUAACAGCUGAAAAACCUCCCUUUAAGAGUGAAGAUAGGCAUUAGCCAACAUCAGAAAUCAGUGGUUAGUUCCUGAGAUUGCUAGUUAGAACACGCCAAGAUUGCAAGCCCUCUGUGAAGGAUGUAUAUGAGAAGAAUCAUUCAGCCAGUGAUACGUUGGGAACACGUCUGUUUAGUUCUCUUAAAUCACCCACCCCUCCUGGUGAAGGCACAACAAGGGGACACAGAUCCCCAUCCGUGAUUCCUUAUGAACACAAUUCCCUGCUGGCUGAAUCAGCAAAGGGAUCUGAGUGGCCACAGCUGCCGAGACCUUCUGAUAAUUUGCAUUCUCCACCUCCUGCCCUUAUUGCAGCACUGAGCCAGUCCCUCGUUACCAUGGGGCUGCUGGUUGUGAGCUCAGCCCUGCACGGAGGCACUGUGGGAGAACUCUGACAACAGGUGCCUUUGUCAGCACACCUUGGCAGCUCCCAUGCAGUGAGCUGGGAGCAGCAGCAGUGAGUGCUACGUGUUCCUUCUGCAAGGAAAGGAACCCACGGGGCACCUCCUGAAGCCAAAGAGGAGGCGGUCGUGCAAAGGGCUUCUGAAAACCUGAGCAGGUUUGAGCGUAUCAGGUAUGGUUUUUGUUUGACGUGGCACAAGGAGCAGCCCCGUGAGCUGGAUGUUGUGUCAGGAUCUGACUCUGAGCUACCUCUGCCGUGGGAAGCACUUGCAAAAGCUCUGCACGCCUCUGAAGAGAGAGAUGGAUUUUUUAAAGCAGAAUUACAGAUGCAUUUUGAGUUAAAAAAAACCCUUCCUUCAUCCUGCAAGGGUUAAGCGUGGUCAGAAGCUGCUUUGGUCCCAAGGAUUUAACCUCAAGUACUGCAUUUUUGUUUGCCAUAAGCCUAUUAGAGUUCUCUCAGUUUCCUAGCAAUAACUUGUAAUUUCCCCCCUAUUUAAGUGAAAGAGGUGUCGGUUUAAUCCUGAACCAUACAGCCGUUGCUCAAGUUUCCUAUUCAAAUGCAAAUAACACCUGGUGCUUUUUAGACACCCAUGUAAUCUGUGACAAGGAUACUGCAGGAGCACAGGAAAAAAAAAAAAAAAAAGAAGAGCAAGGUGCGUCUUAACCCAGUUUGCUCUGGAAAGCGAAAGUGUAACCAUCUGCUACCGACUCAUUCAACUGGAAACUUCCAGCCGAGCUGCAGCACCCGGCCUGUGCUCCUUGGGGACAGCCGAAAAGAUCGUGCUCCUGAAACAGGUCAGAUGUGCUGCUGGGAUGGACAGAAGGCUUCCAGAGAGAAGAACGUAGCGGAUGUUGCCAUGCGGGAGCGCGGAUUUGGUUGGAAGUUUCACCUGAAAGGAGUUUGUUCUGGAGGUGAUCAGUUUGUUUCCGCAGACUGCUUGCUGUGAUUCUCCUGUUCUCAUCCCUGCGCUGGCUUUUGGUCUGUGUCAGAUGUUAGGAUAAACAAAUUGACAUCUCGGAGUAAUUUGGGAGGCAGCUAUGCUUUGUAAGGCUCAGAGACAAGAUAGCGCGCUGCUUAAAUAAAAGCAGAGUAGUCCUGGGUUUGGGCUAAAAACCUUCCACUGCGAAACUUUCCAGUUGGAUCAGUUGGUCUCGUUUCACUUGUGGAAGCUCAGGCUUAUUCAAAAGGUUCUACAGACUUCACUGCCUUUUGCACAACUGUUGUACUGCGUUACAAGUGGAACCAAAGGACUCUUCGGGGGGGGAGGGUGUGACUUGGUACCGUUACCUUCUUGCUCAUAGCACAAAAUGCAGCUUGGAUUUGUGUAGAAGAAAAAGUGAAUGUUCUUCAGCGCUUCGGAGGAGAGAUUUAGAAACCUGUGGAAAGCUGAGAAAUGUUUGAAAGACGUCAUCGUAACACCAUCCUCUGUGGAUUUAGAAAUAAGCCAGGAGGACCCGCUUGCUGGGAAGCAAGCUAACCUGCUAAAGAAGGUUAUCAGCUCUCAGUGGAGAAAAGUAGGGAAAAGUAUCAAGUCUGAGAAAACAGAAGCGAUCGCAGUCCUGCCAUCAAGUGCUGGUGGGUCAGUUCUUCCUUAACACUAAUCUGGUUUGGCUGCUGCUCGUUCCUCUUCAGCCUGAUACUGGAAUUUCAAGUACUCGCUGGAUUUUUUCAGCCUUCAGGAGACGCUUUUGCAAGCAGACCGCUGAGAAUGCGAGCAGGUGUUCUUCCUGCAAUAAUAAGAGGCACCCUGGAGAGGGAGAUCUGUGCAGGAGGUAUUUGCUAGGUCGGGUUUGCUCCUGACACUCCUUCCUCAUUAGCUCUUCAGGUGGGUGUGAACAACUGACAAAGAGCCGUGCCAAGGCUCGGGCUCACGCUCCCACUGCUAACGGCAGGAUGAUGGAAGAGGUGUCCAUCAUGGUGGCUUACGACGCGCACGUUUUCAGCCAGCUGUACGAUGAGGACUUUCUGGCCAAUCUGGUGGCAGUCAGCAAGCCCAGAUCUGUGGUGCCAACAAAAAAACUGAAGAAAUAUGAGAGAGAGUACCAAACAAUGCGAGAGAGUCAGCUGCAGCAGGAAGAUCCUAUGGACAGAUACAAGAGGGAAAACCGCAGGCUCCAAGAAGCUAGCAUGAGGCUGGAGCAGGAGAACGAUGACCUUGCCCACGAGCUUGUAACAAGCAAAAUUGCCUUACGGAAUGACCUGGACCAGGCUGAAGACAAAGCAGAUGUUCUGAACAAAGAGCUUCUCCUGACCAAACAGAAACUAGUGGAGACUGAGGAAGAGAAAAGGAAGCAGGAAGAGGAAACUGCUCAGCUGAAGGAAGUCUUCAGGAAGCAGCUGGAGAAGGCAGAAUCUGAGAUUAAGAAAACCACAGCUAUUAUUGCAGACUACAAACAGAUUUGUUCCCAGCUGAGUACCAGGCUGGAAAAACAACAGACUGCCAGUAAAGAUGAACUGGAAGUUGUAAAGGGUAAAGUGAUGGCCUGCAAACAUUGCAGUGAGAUUUUCAGUAAGGAGGGGACACUGAAGCUGCCUGCUCUAAGCCUGGAUAAUAAAGGCUUAGAAAUAGAUGAUGAGAAGGAUGCACUGAAGAAGCAGCUGAGAGAGAUGGAGCUGGAACUUGCACAGACCAAACUGCAGCUUGUGGAAGCCAAGUGCAAAAUUCAGGAGCUGGAGCACCAGAGGGGAGCCCUUAUGAAUGAAAUCCAAGCUGCCAAAAACUCUUGGUUUAGCAAAACCCUGAACUCUAUCAAAACUGCCACAGGCACACAGCCACCGCAGCAGCCUCAGCCGUCCCUGCCACCCAAAGAGGGCAGCACAUAGUUCCAGCCAGACCUAACACAAGAGCACAAAGAACAACACAACUGAAACACUGGGGGAGUCUUCCAGUGGUCUCUCCUCUCGGGUAAAGGACAAAAGGCAGGCGUGCAGGCUUGAAGUGAAAUCUUCAGUGUUUUUCAUUCAUUCUGAUGUGACCCUUUUCAAAGAGGGUAAAAAUAUAUUGUUUUACGUUGAAUUCCUACUUCCCAAACUGCCUUGCUGAAAGCCACGUUCUGAUACCUUCAUACUUUUACACUUUAUUUUAUAUGACUAGAUGAAUAAAUAAUUCAAAACUAGCUCUUUAA